Messenger RNA from Bicyclus anynana (squinting bush brown), 1436 nucleotides. RefSeq names its product ornithine aminotransferase, mitochondrial (gene Oat). Bases 127 to 1353 code for a protein of 408 amino acids. The record is from RefSeq and is a predicted model, not a curated record. Lineage: Eukaryota; Metazoa; Arthropoda; Insecta; Lepidoptera; Nymphalidae. Gene Ontology annotation, molecular function: identical protein binding; L-ornithine transaminase activity; pyridoxal phosphate binding. The transcript is spliced from 10 exons. Gene Ontology annotation, cellular component: cytoplasm.
UACCAAACACUGAUAAACGUAACUUUAUGACUUACACUAGUGACAGAUCUUUAGCUGACUCCAUUUAAUUGAACGAGUGAUUUGUGUUUAUAAAAAAUAUAAUUAUUUUAUUAAUUCUUAAAAAGCAUGGCUCAGCAAAGACAGCUUUCGUCGAAAGAGAUCUUUGCCCUAGAAGAUCAGUAUGGGUGCCGCAAUUAUGCUCCUCUACCCGUCGCUCUAUCUCGGGGUGAAGGCAUAUUCGUGUGGGAUGUAGAAAACAAGAAAUAUUUCGAUUUCUUAAGUGCUUACUCAGCAGUUAACCAGGGCCACUGCCACCCGAGGAUCGUGAAGGCUCUGAAGGAACAGGCCGAUAAACUGACGCUAGUGUCAAGAGCAUUUUACUCCGACCAAUUGGGAAACUAUGAGAAGUUCAUGACAGAGCUGUUCGGCUACGACCGCCUGCUGCCCAUGAACACGGGCGUGGAGGGCGGCGAGAGCGCGUGCAAGAUCGCGCGCAAGUGGGGAUACGACGUCAAGAAGAUACCGAAGGACCAAGCUAAGAUAAUCUUCGCAGAAGGAAACUUCUGGGGUCGCACGCUGUCUGCGGUGUCCUCUUCCUCAGACCCUACGUGUUACAACGGAUUCGGACCCUACAUGCCGUGCUUUGAACUCAUUCCAUACAAUAACAUUCCCGCAUUGGAGAAAGCGCUCCAAGAUCCCAACGUAGCUGCCUUCAUGGUGGAGCCCAUACAGGGCGAGGCUGGAGUGAUCAUCCCUGACGACGGCUACUUAAGGAAAGUUCGAGAACUCUGCACCAAGUACAACGUGCUUUGGAUUGCGGACGAAGUGCAAACCGGAUUAGGUCGCACCGGCAAGCUCCUGGCAGUGCAGCACGAGGGAGUGAAGCCCGACAUGCUGAUACUGGGCAAGGCGCUCAGCGGCGGCGUGCUGCCCGUCUCCGCUGUCUUGGCCAAUAAUAACGUUAUGAACGUCAUAACGCCGGGCACCCACGGUUCGACGUACGGCGGCAACCCGCUCGCGUGCGCCGUCGCUACCGAGGCUAUAAAGGUAUUAUUAGAUGAGAAAUUGGCUGAGAACGCAAGUAAACUGUGCUCGGUGUUCCGUGAAGAGUUGGAGAAGAUCCCCAAGUCUAAGCUGGUGACCAUUCGCGGCCGAGGACUCAUGUUCGCCAUUGAUGUUCACGACAGUAUUAAUGCAUACGAUGUAUGCCAUCGGCUGAAAGCAGCGGGUCUCCUCGCCAAGACCACGCACGGGCAGACCAUCCGCCUGGCGCCGCCGCUCGUCAUCACCGAGGAACAGUUGAGGGAAGGCGCUCGUAUCAUUCAAAAAGUAUUCGAAAGUUAUGACAAAUAAUGUCCGAUGUAAUUAUUAUUUAUAGUUCUAAUAAAAAUAAUGACCAAUAUAUGUUUGUAAUAUAAUAAAUUGCUUAUAACUUU